UUGAUAAGUACCUGACGUAAGCUCGCACUUCAGUUCUGGAUCGACUUCUGUGAGAUCCAACAAGGUCGUGUUGGCUCCUUUUUUGAUGAGAAUGUAAUUUACGUCUUGCAGAUAACACGUUCAUAAUUGUACCAAGGCAUCAAAAAGAAGAUUUCUCUUUUUCGAUGAUCAGUUCAUCGGUUCCAUUUUUUGAGCACCAUAUUUUUUGUGAGCAGAAUUUCUGUACUGGGUGUAUUGAUAAAUUCUAGAAUAAAUAAAGACAUUUAGAAUACUCCCUUUAAAGGAGAUUUGUUUUUAAUUGUGACAACCGAAUCUUACUGAAAGGAUGACUGAUACCAUCAAACAGAUAAAAAAGAUAAACAGAGGUGAUCCAGAACAGAAGAAAGGAAAGACACAGAGGGCAGUGAAAUCGUGCCUAAUGUGCUUGGCUUCAUAUUGUGAUGAGCAUUUGGAACAACCUUAUCAGAAAGCAGACAUCAAUAGUCAUUUGAUACAGGAUGGACUGAAAGAUGGGCUGUGCAAGCAGCAUGAGAAGAUCAUACAGUUCUUCUUUUUAACUAAUCAGGCCCACAACUGCAGGAUAUGCUUUGACUCGGGUCCUCAUCCUCUGCUAUACGUAAACAAAAUAAAAAAAAAGGAUGCACUAAGCUUGGAAAUGUCCACUCUCACAUCUGAUGUAAAGGGGUCCUCAGAAAAUGUCUUCAAUACUGUAAAGUUAGAAGUGGAAAAAACAGAAGAAAAGAAAAUCCCUGAAGAGUCAGAUAAUGAGUCCCAUUAUAUGAAGCUGAAAGACAACCCCAAUGAAGUGUAUUCAACUGUAAACAAACCAGAAGAUCAACUUCCUGAUAAAAAAGAGGAAGAAAAAUCUUCAGAAAAUGAGCCUCAAUAUAUGAAGCUGAAAGAGAAUUAUAGUGAAAUAUAUGCAGCUGCAAAUACAGCAGAAGAUCCACUUCUUGUCAAAAAACAGAAAGAGAAAUCUUCAGCUGGAAAAGCAUCUUAUAACUCUGUUUGUUUCUACAAGUGGACCACUAUAAGCCUAGCAGUACUUUGUUGUGUGUUCCUGUUGAUUAUUAUUGGCCUCGGUGUUCAGUACUAUAACAUAAGAAAUGAACCUUGCAUUGAUGUUUCACAGAAUUAUACUGAGCCAACUAUAUGUAAGACAGUUGAACACCCGCAUAUUUCUUCAAUCUCUACCCGCCUGACUGUCUUAUUGAAGAACAUGUUGAAUGGGAGUAAUUUACCCAGAUACUGUAAUGGUGAGAUUUGUGAGUUUUGUCCAAAUGGUUGGACAUAUUAUAAUCACAAAUGCUACUUUUUUUCCAAAAAUAUGUUAAACUGGAGUAGUAGCCAAGAGCACUGCAAGUUGACUGGUGGCUCUUUGGUCAUUAUUCAAGAUGAGAAGGAACAGGAUUACAUCACACAAGAGACAAAACGUAUAGGAGGUUUCAUCUUUUGGAUUGGUCUUUCCAAAAACCGCACAACCGAAGAGUGGAGUUGGGAAGAUGAUACAAAAUUGAAAGAAGGGUAUUGGAAAGAUAGUUCAAGUUCCCAUGAGAGGCUCUGUGCAGCAAUACACCCACAAGUGCAAAACCUGAAUAACUGGAGAAAAUCAAUGUGUUAUAUUGUUAGUCGGAGAAUCUGUGAGAUUGAAGCUCUGCCUAUGUAGGACCAGAUUCAACAGCAAAGUGCUUUGUCCUAUCUUUAAUUUACUUCUUUAAUGCUUCUUUGCCAUGAACUGCCAAGAUUAUGACAAUAUACUGUAUCAAUAAUGAAGAUGCAUUUAUUAGUAGAUUUAAUAUUUACUUUCAACAUAUAUUUGAGGUAAUGCCUUAUGGGCACAUUGAACUAAAUGCAGUACAUACAGCAUGCUCUCUUGGAAUUUAUUACCACUUACAACAUCUACUGUAGCUUUUUUAACUAGCAUAAUGAUUUAAAAUAAUUAUUUGAUGAGAAAAAUUAUACCUGUGAUAAUUAAACAUUGCUGAUAGUAUUAUCAGAAUUUAAUUUACUUCAAUAAGCCUAAGCCAUCAGUCAUCUAGCUCAACAAAUUGUUUCUCGUGUUGAAAGGAAUUUUUUUUUUUGCAAUGCAACUUACAUUUGCUAGACUAACUGCAUGUGUUGUCCAUAAUUACCAGUAAUUACAGCGAUUCCUUGCAUUACAUUUAUGAAAACAAUGUCACAGGUCCAGUCAGACUUAUUUUCAUGGUCCAUGUCAGGGAGAACAGAACCAGAGUAGAAAGUUUAUGACUAAAUAGACUGUCAGCAACCAUUUAUUUGAGAUUAUAUUGUAAUAUAUUAAUAAGUCAGACCAGUUUUAAAAGAAUCUUCAAAAGGCUUUGGUUUAAGUUGAUAUAAAAGCAUCAUGGAGUUAUUGGAUAUACUGUGUGGAUUAUCUUUCUCCUCCCAUUUUUAUUUUUUUUUGCAUAUCCUGAUAAAUCGUAUAAAUUACAGUUUGUCAGAAAAUCUAAUGAAUCUUAACACACACUGUUGUGUUUCCGUCUUGGAUAUUUAUUACAGUAAUCCCUCCUCUAUCGCGGGGGUUGUGUUCCAGACCCCCCCCCGCGAAAGGUGAAAAUCCGCGAAGUAGAAACCAUAUGUUUAUAUGUUUAUUUUUAUAUUGUCAUGCUUGGGUCACAGAUUUGCACAGAAACACAGGAGGUUGUAGAGAGACAGGAACUUUAUUCAAACACUGCAAACAAACAUUUGUCUCUUUUUCAAAAGUUUAAACCGUGCUCCAUAACAAGACAGAGAUGACAGUUCCGUCUCACAAUUAAAAGAAUGCAAACAUAUCUUCCUCUUCAAAGGAGUGCGCGUCAGGAGCAGAUAAUGUCAGAGCGAUAGAGAGAAAAAAGCAAACAAUCAGAAAUCAAUAGGGCUGUUUGGAAGCACCGGACAACGCAGCUGCUAGGAAGGGAGCAAUGUAAAGGUAGCCUAUCAGCAUUUUUUAGAGGAGCGUCCGUAUCGUCUAGUGGUGCGAACAGCCCCCCCCCCCCCCCCUCUCACACCCCCUCCGUCAGGAGCACAGAAUGUCAGAGAGAGUGUGAGAGAGAGAGAGACACAAAGAAAAACAAACAAUUAAAAAUCAAUACGUGCCGUUCGAGCUUUUUAAGUAUGCGAAGCAUCGUGCGGGGAAGCAUAUCGCUUGACAAAACAGCCACAUUUAAGCCCAGCAAGGAAGAGAGCAAUAUGAAGGUAAUCUUUCAGUGUUUUUUGAGGAGUGGCCAUAUCUUCUAGGGGUGCGAACAGCCCCUGUGCUCACAAUAUAUUUGAGGAGUUUUAUUUAAUACAUAAUACGCGCUCUGAUUGGGUAGCUUCUCAGCCAUCUGCCAAUAGCGUCCCUUGUAUGAAAUCAACUGGGCGAACCAACUGAGGAAGCAUGUACCAGAAAUUAAAAGACCCAUUGUCCGCAGAAAUCCGCGAACCAGCAAAAAAUCCGCGAUAUAUAUUUAAAUAUGCUUGCAUAUAAAAUCCGCGAUGGAGUGUAGCCGCGAAAGUCGAAGCGCGAUAUAGCGAGGGAUUACUGUAAUAGGUUUAUUGGCAAAAAGGACAGUCACACACCAGGCUCCAUGUAGAUAACUCUU
This is a messenger RNA of Erpetoichthys calabaricus (reedfish), 3581 nucleotides long. RefSeq names its product oxidized low-density lipoprotein receptor 1-like. The coding region runs from base 326 to 1666 and encodes 446 amino acids. The record is from RefSeq and is a predicted model, not a curated record. Lineage: Eukaryota; Metazoa; Chordata; Cladistia; Polypteriformes; Polypteridae. The transcript has 11 exons.